CUUCAACUUAAUGCCACAUCAUACGAAAACGUGAUUCCUUUUGAUAGAUUAGGUAAUGCUCAACAAAAUGGUGAAAGAUUAUUAGCAAAAUGGUUCGAUGAUGGUAUACGAACAAUUUUACCAGAAAAGAAUGAACCAACUCGUACAAUAAACUUUACUGUGGACCUUGAAAUAUUGCCUGGUUUAAGUGAGACUAAAUUCC
Racocetra persica is the source of this 202-nucleotide messenger RNA. The record is from the annotation of a GenBank genome assembly. Lineage: Eukaryota; Fungi; Glomeromycota; Glomeromycetes; Diversisporales; Gigasporaceae.